AUGGCACCCACCCAUGAGCUCCACCUCGAAGCAGGGAUCGACCCAGAACAGUGCUUUUGUUGUGCUCGUCUUGUUCUUGUGCUCCCUAGUAUUGUCUUCGCUCCGCCUUCGGUACAAGACGUUCUCGAAACGAAAACGGCCCACGAAAUCGCCAAAGCACCGUUUAGGUCGAACCCUGCCUCGAAGGCCGAGAACGCGUACAGCGUCCCGCCGCACAAGGCCAUCCACACGCCGAGCGCCACCAGUGCCGCUCGCCUGGGCAUGGAGGGCGCUUGGGCGGCGCCCUCACUAGCGGCGGACAUGGCUUGCCGGAGCUGGACGGAAAGAGGGGCAGCGUAG
Molecule: messenger RNA, 339 nt
Organism: Prorocentrum cordatum
Lineage: Eukaryota; Dinophyceae; Prorocentrales; Prorocentraceae
Source: the annotation of a GenBank genome assembly